Molecule: messenger RNA, 2936 nt
Organism: Dictyostelium purpureum
Lineage: Eukaryota; Evosea; Eumycetozoa; Dictyosteliales; Dictyosteliaceae
Exons: 2
Coding region: 116-2713 (865 amino acids)
Biological process (GO): intracellular signal transduction; protein phosphorylation
Cellular component (GO): cytoplasm
Molecular function (GO): ATP binding; protein serine/threonine kinase activity; protein binding
Source: RefSeq, a predicted model, not a curated record
CCAAAUAACAGUAUAGUAAUAUUAAUAAUAUUAAUAAUAUUAAUAAUAAUAGUUAUAGAUAAAUAGAUAAUAGUAAUAAAUUUAUAAUAAUAGAAUAAUUAUAUAACUAUAAAAAAUGGAAACAUUAAAAGAAAAGGAUGAAGAAAAUCACUUUAUAAAUUUUGAUACACCAGUGUUAAAGAAUCAUAAACAUAUGGAGCAGGAGCAACAGGUUGAAAGUAACGAGGCCAAUGUUUUAGAAAGACUUAAAAGAGAGGAUAAAAAUGAUGAAUUAGCAAAGAUAUCAAAUAUUUCACCAAGUCAAUUAUCAGUUUCAAUAUCAUCUUCAUUAGGUUCAUCUAGUGGAUCAAAUUUAAAUAUCACACCACAGGGUACAAUUGGUAAUUAUUUGGUUAUUAAAACAAUUGGUAGGGGUCAAUUUGGUAAAGUUAAAUUAGGUUAUCAUAAAAAAAUCCCAAAUGAAAAGGUUGCAAUUAAAAUUAUUAAUAAAGGAAAAUUGGACCAAGAAACUCUUAAAAUGGUACAAAGAGAGGUUAGAAUUAUGAAGCUUUUACAUCACCCAAAUAUUAUUAGAUUAUAUGAAGUUAUAGAAACAUCUAGGGCAUUAUAUUUAAUUAUGGAGUAUGCAGGAGAGGGUGAAGUAAUGGAUUUCAUGAUUGCACAUGGUGUAUUAACAGAGACACAGGCAAGAACAUUUUUUACUCAAAUUGUAUCGGCUAUUCAUUAUUGUCAUAGCAAGAAAGCAGUUCACAGGGAUUUAAAACCAGAGAAUCUUUUACUUGAUUCAAAUAGACAAAUUAAAAUUAUAGAUUUUGGGCUAUCAAAUGUAUUCACUCCAGGUUCAUAUUUAAAAACAUUCUGUGGUUCACCAACAUAUGCUUCACCAGAAUUAAUCCUCAGAAAAGAAUAUCAUGGACCAUCUGUUGAUGUUUGGAGUAUGGGUGUCGUUUUGUUUGUUUUGGUUACUGGUUAUUUACCAUUUGAUGGUGACAACUAUGUUGAAUUAUUUCAAAAGAUUUUAGCUGCCGAUUAUACAAUACCAUCUUAUUUAACACCAGAAUGCAGAUCAUUAAUAUCGCGUAUGUUAAUUGUCGAUCCAGAUAAAAGAGCAACAAUGGAGGAAAUUAUUAAUCAUCCUUGGCUAUCUUCAACAAAAUCAUCAAUUUUAUCAUCAAUAGCAUUAAAUGAAAAACAACAACAACUACAACAAUCUUGUAAUAAUAGUAAAAAUGAAAUAUUAUCAAAUCCAUUAUCACCACAGCAAGAAAAUCUUGAUGAAGAGAUUAUAAAUGAAUUGGUUAAUUUAGGUUUUGAUAGAGAAGAACUUUGUAAUAGUAUUAGACAGAAUAAAUAUAAUGAUGCAGCAGCAACUUAUUUUUUAUUACAAGGUAAAAAAUUAAGAGAGAGUCAGCAAAAUCAAACUGAACAUGCAAGAAAAAUGGAGAAAUUUUAUUCAGAAACUUUACCGAUUCCUGCACAUGUAGGUGAAAAUAGUCCACUAAUAAAAUAUAAAAGACAUCAUAAAAGAAGUAAUACUGUUGAUAGUCCAAAACAUACCGCUGUAAAUAAUCAACAAAGACAAAGUUAUCAACAAUCAUCUGUACAACAACAUUACCAAAAACAUCAACAUCAACAACAGCAACAGCAACAACAACAACAACAACCAUCACCAAUUAUCGUUACAACAAAUAUACCUACAUCAAAUGAUACACCAACUAGUAGUAAUAUUCAAUCAUCAAUUGCUAGUUCAGCUUCAAGCUCAGUUAAUCCUUCACCAUUAUGUCUUUCAAAUGCAGCACCAUUAUCAUUAAGAGAAAAACUAAAAGAAAGAGAUUUUAUGUCAAGUAAUUCAAGUAUAAAUUCAACUUCACCAAUAACAGAGUCUAAUUCACCACCAUCUGCAUCAAUUCAACCAUUCUCAUUAAACAAUAAUAAUAAUUUAAUUCAAAGAAGAGCUACUGCUUCAUCUUUGUCACCAAGAAACCAACCACCACAACAGUUAGGUAGUGGUAUGAAUAACAAUAAUAGUAAUAACAAUAGUAAUAGAAGAGUAAGAAGUAAUAGUAGUAGUAUUGCUGAUCAAAGUCAAAGACAAAGAAAAUUGGAAGAUGAUUGGGUAAUUUUUGAAGACUAUUCAAAUAAUAAUUAUAAAAGUCAAAAUAACCAGCCUGAUGGUAAAACCCUCACACCAUCAAAUUCAGCAUUCUCUUUAAAACAAAAACAGAAAUCGCCGGUUCACUCUUUUUUAUCAUCAUUUAAAAACAUAUUGAAAAGAAGUGAUGAUAAAUCAGUUCAUAAUAGUAAUAAUAAUAAUAAUAGUAUUAGUACCAGUAAUACACCCAGAACUAUUGAUGAAAAUGGCACAAGUAUUGGUAAUAGUCCAUUAAUAACUUCAACAUCAACUCCACGACACCAAUCACAAGAACCAAGAAUAGUUAGAUUUGUAUUUGGUGUAAAUACCACAACAAUGAAAGAUGCACCAGAAUUAAUGCAAAUAGUUUUACACACUAUCGAUACUUUUUGUAUACCGCACACACAAAAAGCUCCAUAUCUUAUAGAGUGUGAAACCGAGGGUGUAAGAUUCUCAAUCGAGGUUUGUCGUUUACCAAGAUUAUCGGUUAAUGGUUUAAAAUUCAAAAGAAUAGGUGGUUCAUCUUGGAGAUAUAAAAGUAUUUGUAAAGAUUUAUUAUCCCAAAUGAAAUUAAAUGAAUAAAAUAAUAGUAAUAGUAAUAAUAAUAAUAAUAAUAAAUAAAUAAUAAUAAAUAAUGUUUUUUUUUUUUUUUUUUUUUAGUUCAAUAUCAUAAAAUAAUAUCAGUAUCAAAUAAUAAUAAUAAACUUAUUUAUUUUUUUAGUUUUUUAAAAGACUACAAAAAAAAAAAAAAAAAAUAAAAAAAAAUUUUAAAAAAGGGAUUGGUUUAUUCCCACAUAUAUAAAAU